CAAAACAUAAUCGAACCUCUUCUUUCAGCUUUAGUUAUACUCAACAUGGCAGAAGCAUAAACUUUGCAGUUUGCCCACAUAUGGAGCAAAGAUAAAUCAUCUAAUCCUUGAUUAUUCAUUAUUUUUUACUUUCAAUUCUGAUUUUUCUACUAGUUAUUUUGAUUUAUCACUUGCAUCAUUGAAUCUUAGGGUUUUUGGUUUCAUCUCUCCAGAUUAGGUGUCUCUCAUUUUUUACUAUUUGAAUUAAAAUACAAUUAUCGAAGAAAAAAGUCCAAAUUUGGUCAUUGUUUUGAUCAUUUGGCCCGAAGUGCAACAACCAUUUUUCUCAUACACAAUUUCCUGGCCAGAAAGUUUUCCAAUUUCCAAGUGCUUAUUCAGCCAACAAAUAAUAAAGUCCUUAAACAACGACUGGAAAUCAACCACGCACAAGACAAGGCAUGUGCCGGAGAACAGUGACUAUUGUUUUCUAAGAAAGGUAUCAUGAUCACCAUCCAUUAUCGUUAUUCUGAUCGAGCUAGCACUGAAACCGCAGAACAGUGAUGCCCAGGUCAAGCACUCAUCCUGGUGUGAAAACCUAUUAGUUUUUUGGUCUAGGAAAACUUAUUAGUUUUUGUGUAAACACUACCUGGAAUUUAAAGAAAGAAAGAAAGAAAAGGUCGGGUCAACAGAUUAUUUCCAAGUCUUGUCUCUAGCCAACAACAAAAAGGUUAGUAAGUAAUGCCGUCGCAAUUUCGUAUUUAUUUCCCCCACAAGCUUCACGCAUCUACGAGCAUCAUUUUCCACCCUACCCACUAAAACAACGUGGACCCAUUUAUCAUAUAACCAAAACAUUUCCCCCUAUAAAUUCCCCUCCUCACUCACUUCAAGUCCCAUCUUUCACAACCAAAAAAAAAUAUAAAGCAUCAUCUACCAUCCACCCACAAUCAUCUACCUCUCGAUCUCGCUCUCUUUCUAAAGCUUCCUCCAUAGCUUUCUAGCUCUAGAAACAGAUAAACUAGCCUAAGUGAGUAAUCAGUAGUUACUUAAAAUGAGUGCACCGAUGGAUAUGCUUCCCAAAUGCGAUGCCAAUUACGCAGCUCUCACCCCUACAACUUUCUUGAAGAGAGCUGCUGCGUUUUAUUCCAACCGUACUUCCCUCAUCUACGAAGGAACUCGCUUCACAUGGCGCCAAACAAAUGACCGUUGCUGCCGUCUCGCUUCUUCCCUUCUUUCCCUUAACAUUGCCAAACACGACGUGGUUUCGGUGUUGGCUCCCAAUAUUCCUGCAUUGUAUGAGAUGCAUUUCGCCGUGCCGAUGGCUGGUGCGGUGCUCAACACCAUCAACUGUCGACUUGAUCCCAAAAACAUCACCUCCAUUCUGAAACACUCUGGCGCCAAGGUCUUCUUUGUCGACUACCAGUACGUCCCUCAGGCGCGUGAGGCACUCAGGAUUCUCAUGAUGAGCUCUCAGCCAUCCAUGAUGCCGUUGGUCAUCGUGAUCGACGACAUCGACUCACCCACCGGAGUUCGGUUGGGAGAACUCGAGUACGAGCAGCUCAUCCACAAGGGCAAUCCCCGGUUCGUCGGCAUCGACGUCGCCGACGAAUGGGACCCAAUUUCCUUGAAUUACACUUCUGGCACAACUUCUGAACCAAAAGGUGUUGUGUACAGCCACAGAGGUGCUUACUUGAGCACUCUGAGCCUAAUUCUGGGUUGGGAAAUGGGGGGCGAGCCUGUUUAUCUAUGGACGCUCCCUAUGUUCCAUUGCAACGGCUGGACCUUCACCUGGGGCGUGGCGGCACGCGGUGGGACCAACGUCUGCCUCCGCAACACCACCGCGUACGACAUCUACCGCAACAUUAAAAGACACCACGUGACCCAUAUGUGUUGCGCUCCCAUCAUUUUCAACAUGCUCCUCGAGGCCAAGCCCCACGAGCGCUGCCACAUCACAAACCCUAUUGAGAUCCUCACAGGAGGAGCACCACCACCGGCUCCGCUGCUCCAGAAAAUCGAGCCGCUUGGGUUCAAAGUCACCCACGCGUACGGCCUGACCGAAGCAACCGGACCGGCUCUGGUUUGCGAGUGGCAGGCCAAGUGGAACAAGCUACCGAAAGAUGAGCAAUCCAAGCUGAAAGCGAGGCAAGGGAUAAGCAUACUGACUCUGGCUGACGUGGACGUGAAGGACCUGGAUACAAUGGCGAGUGUUCCCCACGACGGCAAGACCAUGGGAGAGAUUGUGUUGCGUGGAAGUAGCAUUAUGAAAGGCUACUUCAAGGACAGCGAGGCCACCAACAAGGCAUUCCGGAACGGCUGGUUCUUGACCGGAGACGUCGGCGUUAUACACCCCGAUGGUUACCUAGAAAUCAAGGACAGAUCGAAAGACGUGAUUAUCUCCGGUGGGGAGAACAUCAGCAGUGUGGAAUUGGAGAGCGUGCUCUACAGACACCCAAACGUUUUGGAGGCGGCGGUGGUGGCAAUGCCGCACCCUCGCUGGGGUGAGAGUCCCUGUGCUUUUGUGACGCUCAGAAGUGACACCACCGUCGUGACCGAAGCUGACAUCAUCGCCUACUGUCGGAAGAAUCUGCCGCACUUUAUGGCUCCGAAAAAGGUGGAGUUUAUGGCUGAGCUGCCCAAGACUUCGACCGGGAAGAUUCAAAAAUUCGAGCUCAGGGUUAGGGCGAAGGCAUUCAACGUCGUCGAAUCAUCGGAUCAACAAGUCAUUGAUCCUAGUUACAACGAGCAGAUUCUUGCUUUGUCUCGUCUGUGAAGUUUUUUUUAAUUUUAAUUGUUCCACCCAAUCAAGUAUUAUAGAAUAAAACUUCAAUUACUAGUUUAAUUACUUAAGCAUUACAUCCGAUUAAUAUACCAAGUAGUUUUUUUUAAACUACGUACUGGUGCAGUUGUGCCUA
Rosa chinensis is the source of this 2888-nucleotide messenger RNA. RefSeq names its product trans-cinnamate:CoA ligase, peroxisomal. The record is from RefSeq and is a predicted model, not a curated record. Bases 1028 to 2746 code for a protein of 572 amino acids. Lineage: Eukaryota; Viridiplantae; Streptophyta; Magnoliopsida; Rosales; Rosaceae. The transcript has 2 exons.